Messenger RNA from Galendromus occidentalis (western predatory mite), 1422 nucleotides. It is a transcript of the gene chas, whose product is annotated as chascon. The record is from RefSeq and is a predicted model, not a curated record. NCBI's taxonomy places the organism in Eukaryota, Metazoa, Arthropoda, Arachnida, Mesostigmata, Phytoseiidae.
AUGGAUCGAUCAAGCCAUCGCAGCAACACUCCGGAUAAUCGUUUGGUGCCACAAACCUCCUGGGAUCUGCGGACAUCGUCCCCAGCCGGAGAUGUGAUCCAGGCAAACAAAUCAGAAGAAUGGACGACUUCGAAAAAAACAGUCAAUCACAAGACUCGUCAGAUUGAAACUCGAGUGCAGCGACAGCUGGUAUUGGAGGAUGGGAAAGUCAUAGCGGACUCGGGCCCACAGGUCAGCCAGCGAACGCGAGAAGAUAACAAGGUGGAGGAGUCCGAGGACACCAACCAUAAGACUUCCGGAGAGCCGGAUCUCCCAUCAGGUUUCGUGAAAAUACCAGGUUCUGAGCGUGUGAUUGAUGACAAGACCACGACUCAUCACACCACCCGAGAGUCCCGCGAAGAAAAUAUCAAGAUGCACGACGAGGAUCAGCGGCAUCUUGAUAAUAUCGAUGGCGUACACAAACUCGCCCUAACGGGCAAUGAAGUCUCCCUGUGCGACCCCCAAAAGUUCAAGGGUAAAGUCACCCACUACAGCGCCCGCAGCAAGCGUAUCACCGACAAGGACCGCAUCAAAGAGCUAACGGAGCACGUUGAUGGUAAAGCAAACACCCAGAAGACACGAACACAUUUCCACGAAGAGCAGAGUGACGACGAAGUGCCAGAAGAGUUUGCCGAGCGGGAGGGCGCGUAUGAUUCAUCGUCUUCCAGGAAUUUCGAAUAUCUCAAUGACGGAAAGGGUAAAUUCGAUUACCUCUCGGACAAACUCGCCAAGGACCGAACAUAUCUGCAGAUCACUCAAGGCAGUAAUCGUCUAUCGUCAGACUACCGUACCCACGACGACGGAUACUCACGUCCCAUCGAGAACACUGACAGAGCCUCUCGAUGGCUUGACGAACAUUUCGUGGAAGAGGAUCGACAACGAGUUAUCAAUGUGGACACUCGCAGCACUCGUGACUCUCGCGAUUACGAUUUCGGAAAUUAUCACCGAGUUGCAGACCUGAGGGACAGUAGAGACUCACGUUUCAGUGAUCACCGCGACAGCCGUUACAGUGACCAUAGAGACAGUCGGGUAGAUCAACGCAGACAUGAGACUGUUUACGCUGAUAUUCGACACUCUUCCGAUUACCAUCGUGACAUCGACAGAGGCCAUUCUCCGAUCGUGACGUCGCCUCACUCGACGUUGAAGUCUGUGCGAAACGAAGACUACAGGACCCACACUUGGCGGUCAUCUGGUGUCGGAGAAGAGCCCGACAUUAGGUACACGGUACGCUCCCCCGAUUCCACACUAUCGACAGGGAGUCGCCCGUCUCGUACGUUCUACUUCGGAGCAACUGGUCACACGAAUGAGACGCCAUCAGCUACGUCGCCCCUGAGCGCGCCCUCACUCGUCAAGAAGAGCAGCUUUAAUUUAAGAGGACGAUGA